AUGGUUGUCAGACCCCAGGAGAUGGCAGCUGAGCCUCUGGCUCUCCUGGCCAUGCAGAGAGUUUCACGGCCAGUCCAGGACCACGUCCCAGCCCUUCAGCCUCCUGCCAAGCCCUCAAGACCUCCCCAAGGCCAGCUCCUGAUGGGUAACAGCAGCCUCCGCACCUUUGAGGACCAAGUCCUCUGUUGCAUUUGCCUGGAGGUGUUCUGCAACCCAGUCACCACUGCCUGCGGACAUAACUUCUGCAUGGCAUGCCUCCACAGUUUCUGGGACCACCAGGCUGCCACGGGGGGGAUGCUCUAUUGCCCCCAGUGCCGAGAGAGCUUCCCCUCCAGACCGUGCCUCUCCAAGAAUGUCGUCCUGGAGGAAAUGGUGACCUGCUUCACCCAGGCCAAGGGCCAGACCCUGCAGUCCCCACAGAAACUGGCCGGGCCCAGGGAUGUGCCCUGUGACUUCUGUUCCCCUCAGAAGCUCAAGGCCAUCAAGUCAUGCCUGCAGUGCAUGGUCUCCCUGUGUGAGCAGCACCUGCACAGUCACUCUGAGGACCCGAUGUUCCAGGACCACCAGCUGCUGGAUCCCAUGUGGGAUCUCAAGAACUGCUAGUGCCGGAAGCACCACAAGCUGCAGCAGGAGGAGCGCGCCCACAAGGAGGUUAAGGUUUGGAAGAUGCAGGCCAAUGUGGAGAACCAGAUGCUAAUCAUCACCUCCAACAGCCAGAAGCACCAGGAGCAGGUGGCCUCUCUCUCGAAACUGAUCCAGACAACAGGCGAUGAGGUGAACCGCUGCUUCUCAGAGAUCAUCCAGGAGAUCAAACAGCUGCAGGGGAAGGUCUUGGAUUUUGUGGAAAAAGAGGUGGCAGCUGCCCUAGGAAAGUUGGGCAGCUCCAUCCAGCAGAGCCACAAUCGGCUCCUGAAGCUGGAGGGGACAGACAGCAUCUGGCUCCACACCCUGCUCACCAACAGGAGCGACCAGCAAUUUCUGCAGGAGUUCCCCAGGCUGAUGCACUUCCCAGUUUGCAAGGAACCCCUAAUGGGCAUCAACUUUGAGGAGAAGCAUACCUUCCUCCACUUGCCAGAGACCCUGGCAGAGCUCCAGACCCAGCUGGGGGACGUGGGUGUCAGCUUCAUCAACCAGCUCCUCCAGAAGGGCAUUGAGAUGAACUCCUUUGAAGUGCUGCCCCCAGCUGUGGACAGGAAAACACUUCUCAAAUGGUACUGCAACCUGAACUUUGACCCCACCACAGCCAGCGAGGAGCUGUUGCUGUUCAAGGAAACGCACUCAGUGCUGAACCUGGGCAUCCUCUUGGAGGAUGUUGCCGCCGCGGGCGGCCCCUUCCCAGGCUUCAAGCAGUGGCCGCAGGUGCUGUGCUCGCGCGGCCUGUCCGAGGGCCGCCACUACUGGGAGGUCGAGGUGUCCAACUCGUGGGUGUGCCUGGGCGUCACCUACCGCCGCCGCCCAACGCUCAGCGGCCGCCCGCGCCGCAACAUCGUCCACCUGCUGGGCCGCAACCCCUACUCGUGGUGCCUGGAGUGGGACUCGCUCAAGUUCUCCGUGUGGCACAACACGCAGACGGUGCUGCACGGCGCCUACCACCCCACGCUCGGCGUGGCGCUCGUCUGUGGUGGCGGCUGCCUCUCCUUCUACGGCGUGGCAGGCGGCAUGAGCCUCCUCUACCGCUUCCUCGCCCCCUUCCUGGAGCCGCUCUACCCCGCGGUCAUGGUCAGCAGCGCCGCCUCCGUCACGCUCAGGCAGCGCCCGGGGCGUAGGCGACGCCAAUAAAGCUGGGCUGCAGCUCUGCUUGCGCAGGAGGGUGGCCGUCGCGUGGCGUGGCCCAGGGAACCUGCCUCCAACCCGCAGCCCGGGCCUCCCCUGAGGCGCCCGCCCCGGGGCCCCGGGAAUCCCAGGACGCAGGCGGAGCCCUC
Messenger RNA from Manis pentadactyla (Chinese pangolin), 1922 nucleotides. Its product is annotated as E3 ubiquitin/ISG15 ligase TRIM25-like. Gene Ontology annotation, molecular function: protein binding. Lineage: Eukaryota; Metazoa; Chordata; Mammalia; Pholidota; Manidae. The record is from RefSeq and is a predicted model, not a curated record.